Molecule: messenger RNA, 180 nt
Organism: Pneumocystis murina B123
Lineage: Eukaryota; Fungi; Ascomycota; Pneumocystomycetes; Pneumocystales; Pneumocystaceae
Exons: 3
Coding region: 1-180 (59 amino acids)
Source: RefSeq, a predicted model, not a curated record
AUGACACAAUUUAGAGAAGAGAGACCUAGUCGUUCUCUUCCUAAUCCGACAGCUAAAACAGCAUCAGCAAGAGAAGCCCUGCAAUCAUUUUUUUGUGAGCUUUGUGAUAAGGGUUAUCAACGAAUUUCUGAAUAUGAAAAUCAUUUAAGUAGUUAUGAACACAAUCACAAAAAGGCAUGA